AGUUCAUGGCUGGGGUUAGGGGGAACUCUGGCCUGAGGGAGCUUGAUAGGCUGUAUUUGCGAAACCUGGGGGGUGAGAGGACCUGUGAGCUCCAUCCCUAAGAUAAUGAAUGGCAGUAAAGAGACCAGGUGGGAAGAGGCCCAGGGAAUUAAUUAAAGGAGGCAGAGGUAUGUGACUGCUGUUUAUAGGGUCCUUGGGUUUGGACCUGGAAUAUUUGGUGGGCCCAGGUCCUGCCAGUGGCAAAAUAGCUAAACCCUAAUGAAGGGCUGGAUUAAAAAGGACCUGAAGACCCUGGUGAGGACUGACUGUGGACUCUUUGCUACUCUGGAGGGGGUUCAUCUAUUUGACUGUGGUACUUGACCAGAGAGCUGAGCCACUGAAGACCUGCCUAGCAAGGUCAGCAACCUACAGAGGAUGCCAAGAGCAGGGGGGAAAAGACUGAAGUGCCACACCCAGCUGACAAGAAGCAGUCAGGAGGUUCAAAAAAGUAAAUGUGAGGAGGCUACAAAAGUGGCUAUUGAAGUUGGCUUCCGCCAUAUUGAUGGAGCCUUUGUAUAUGGGACUGAGGAAGAGGUUGGGCGAGCCAUUCAUGAGAAGAUUGCAGAUGGGACAGUCAAAAGAGAGGACAUAUUUUACACAGGAAAGAAAGAAGAGAUAAGAACUUCUUCAGAAAGAACAGUUGUUUUUGGAUCAUUACAGCUUGGGAGUACCUUUCACCGUCCUGAACUUGUCCGAAGCUGCCUGGAACAAUCACUGAAGAAACUUAAGUUUGACUAUGUUGAUCUCUUCAUUAUCCAUAUCCCUGUGUCUCUAAAGCCUGGGCCAGAUUUAUCACCAAUGGAUGAAAACGGAAAACUCAUUUUUGAUAUUGUAGAUCUGCGUCAAACUUGGGAGGCCAUGGAGGCAUGUAAAGAUGCAGGCUUGGUGAAGUCCAUUGGAGUGUCCAACUUCAACCGCAGACAGCUAGAAAUGAUCCUGAACAAACCAGGGCUCAAGUACAAACCUGUUCUCAACCAGGUUGAAUGUCACCCUUACCUCAACCAAAGCAAACUGCUGGCCUUCUGCAAAUCCAAGGAUAUCCUCUUCGAAGCCUAUUGUGCUCUGGGCUCACAGAGAGACAAGAUGUGGAUAGACCAAAGCACCCCAGUUCUGCUGGAGGACCCAGUAUUGGGUGCAAUUGCCAAAAAAUACAACCGAAGCCCCGCUCUAGUAGCCCUGCGCUACCAGCUGCAGCGUGGUAUCGUGGUCCUUUUCAAGAGCUUCACCAGAAAGCGUAUUGAAGAAAACUUCCAGGUUUUCAACUUCCAGCUCUCUGAGGAGGACAUGAAAACCAUUGAUGGGCUGAACAAAAACCUUCGCUACCUGAACUUAAUACAACUUGUGGACCACCCUCAGUUUCCAUUUAAAGAUGAAUAAUGAAAAGAAUACUUUCAGUGUUCCUGAUUUUAUUUCACAUGUGAGGAAUCACACACAUUUCAUCUCCUUGCUCCAUUCCAGUGAUUAGUCCAAGAGAAGCGCCCUGUUCUGGAAGCCCAACUUGUGCUGGUGAUAUCAAGAGAUCUAUAUUGUACAUUUAAACAGAAAUUCAAAACAACUAGGUCUCUGAAUGGAGUGGUUCUGGAUUGCUAAUGGGGAAAAAAUAAAGGUGUCUGUGUAAUGCA
Molecule: messenger RNA, 1661 nt
Organism: Dermochelys coriacea (leatherback sea turtle)
Lineage: Eukaryota; Metazoa; Chordata; Testudines; Dermochelyidae
Product: aldo-keto reductase family 1 member C3-like
Exons: 9
Coding region: 415-1416 (333 amino acids)
Biological process (GO): steroid metabolic process
Cellular component (GO): cytosol
Molecular function (GO): aldose reductase (NADPH) activity; ketosteroid monooxygenase activity; steroid dehydrogenase activity
Source: RefSeq, a predicted model, not a curated record